Messenger RNA from Procambarus clarkii (red swamp crayfish), 3765 nucleotides. NCBI's taxonomy places the organism in Eukaryota, Metazoa, Arthropoda, Malacostraca, Decapoda, Cambaridae. The record is from RefSeq and is a predicted model, not a curated record.
UACAGAUGUGAACGAGUGCCUAAACCCGGCACUCCAUGACUGCGACCACAUCUGUGAGGACGCAGCGCCCCCUCGCUUGUACAACUGUUCCUGCUACAACGGUUUUACCUGGGACGAGGAGCAACGAAAGUGGUCUGAUUGAUAACGCCACAAGAGGGUGCGAGUGUGGAGACCCAACAAGGAGUGUGUGUUACAGCCCUGAAGGCGGGGCCCAGGAGUGUAACCCGCGACCAGGAUACACGAUGGAGAACGGCACCUUCAUAGACGUGGCCGAGUGUGGCGACAAUGUGGGCGUGCGGGCGUGGUGCGGGAGAGGCGGUGUUUGUGUCGAGGGCGUGGGGAAGUCUGUAUGUCAGUGUUCAUAUGGCUACACCAAUGAUACACUCAGUAAUGGGGAGUGUGUAGGUGUGGUGUGUGCAGAAGGCCUGGAGCUCUCCAGCUCUGGCUGUCAUGAUCCCUGUAGAACUGGGUGUCCCCCGCCAUUUUCCUGCGGUCUCACAAGUAACAGAGGGACAGAAUGCAAAUGUCAGAGUAAGUGUCAGGACCUGCUACAGACCGGUGACACCACCUCCAGUAUCUUCCACGGCUCCUUCCUUGCUGCUUCCGUCUCACAAGACCUCAUCAGCACCAGGAGACUCCUUAAAACCCUGGAGACGUGCCUCGGCCAUCACACCGUCGAGAUCACCUCCGUAGAUGUGACCACAAGUCUGAAGCGCUCCGUCCCUCAGUUGACCUACCAGAAGGUGCAGUUCCUCGUGUCUACCAGGCAUCCCAACAUGGCCCAAGAGGUGGCGGAGGUCAUCAAGAAGCAGUGCGAGGCGCCCUUCAACAACCAGUCCACCUUCUGCGUCCUGCCCGGGGGUCUGGUCGUCAAGAAGGACUCCAUUACCGUUGCGGAUAUAAACCCGUGCGAGGAGGACCCGUGCCCGGGGGAGGUGUUCCUCUGCCAGCCCCUCAACAACACCAGCGGCAGGUUUAAGUGCGUGUGCAGGCCGGGCUUUGUGAAGGUCACCCUCGAGGGCGCCCCAGACUUCUGUCAGGACAUGGACGAAUGUAGGGGUAACUCAAGCAUAUGCAGUGAAGACUUCGACUGCAUCAAUACACCGGGGAGCUUCGUCUGCAGGUUAAAGCCUGAGUCUCAGGAACAUAGAGGCAAGGCGGAGAGGGAGAUGGCCAUAUCGUUUGGGGUACUCUUCUUCCUCACAGUCUUCAUUACCUGCGGUCUGGUCUUCCUGUUGAUGAAGAAGAAUAGGAGCCGGCGGGAGCUGGUGCCCAUGUCCACCACCACAGGCUUCGACAACGAGUCCUACCUGAGGUAACCGGUCCAUGAGAAGGCUGACAGAACCCUCCGUCCUACAUCCCGAAGAGAAAAAGCUUGGAUGAGCAACCAAUAGAAAUUGGAACAAAGUGCCGAGACUUGCAGGGGAUACCAAUGUAAACUGAACUAUAGAACAUGGACGCUUGACGGGGGAACUAAACUGAACAGAAAGAUGAAAAUGGGAAGCAUGCAGGGGGCAUACAUAGAAAUUAAAGCCGUGUUGAGACUUGCAAUGAAUAAUAUAAAUAGAACGAUAGACGAUGAAAGCUUGAAGGGAUGGAAUUAAUAGAAAUAUAAGAGUGGAAGCGGAAAGCUUGGAAGGUUUGACCAACAGAAACAGAAAGUUAGAAGAAAAUUUUGAAGGGUAUCCCAUAGAAAAAUAAGGGUGCAAGAGAAAUUGGAAAAGAGACCAAUGAAGGGACAGAAACGGAGAAAGAAUAAAGCAUAUAAGGUAAUCAUCAAGAGUCUAAGACAAAAGAGCCAUUGAAGGUUACGUACCAUUGGGAAUUUCGAACCCCGACCCUGCAUGAAUCGAGGCUGUUGCUCUUCUGACCUUCAAGUAGAUGAACAAGCUAGAACACAAGGCACAGACGGAGAAGUAUUCACAAAUGUGGAGCAGAAGGAAGUUUAAUGACAUAUGGAUACGUAGCAAAUACUAACGCAAUUCCUGACCGAAGCAGCGACGUUGUUGUUAAUGUUAUUGAUACAGCUACUUGGACCAAACGUUCCAUAGUAGAAACGUUUGAUUCACUUAUUUAUAAAGUAGCACAAACAUAAAACAGACAAAAGACACAAUUUAGGAAAUAUUUAUGCUAAAACUGGUUAAACUUGAAGAAAUUAACAGCAUGCUGUUAAUUAUUUUUAAUAUAAAAUUGUGUAAAAUAUUGAAAAAAAAAAUUGUUUACAUUAAGUUCUAGUAUAUCUAGUGAUUAUGUUUCGCUUAGUGUUAUUCAAUGAAGCCAAAAGUGCGUGGUUCACAAAUAGUGUAUAGAUACUAUGUCUGCCAUGAAUCAGUAUGACAGUUGUCAUGACCCAGCAUGACUGACAGACGUUUGUCAUGACCCAGCAUGACUGCCAGCACUGACAGACUUCCAUUAUAGUAACCGAACUUGACAGCCGUGUUGGACCAAUGUAACUUCUAGUACCUUAACGCCUCUCAAGACUUUGUAUAAUAGCUUUAAAGAACCUUUAAGCAAUCGAGAACAGUUACAUAACGUCGGAGAGUGCAAGGGAAGGCCCGACACUUCUUGCCAAUAACUCAAGCAGUUUCUUUUUAAUGACGGCAUUAAAGCUGACACGACCACCCCCGACCCCCAUCCUCUCAAGCAACUGUGUCUGCCUUGAACUUAAGUAGUCAUACAAAGUGUUUGUAUUAAGUCUAUGCAGUUUUUGUUGUUCUGGUACAGUCGUAUUAUCUACCAGAGCCUGUGCUAGGCUACGUUAUACUUGAAGACUUUCGUGAAAUUUGAGCUGAAAAUGUUUAUUUAAUGUGCCAAUGGUUGUGGUUUCUUGUCCAUUAUGUUUAUAUCCAAUAUUGUGAGAUUAUAUACAUAUAUUUAUAUUUAUAAAUUAGAGUGUUUGUCCGAGGCUGGAGGCCAAACGCUUGCUGUUAGCCUCAUUCAACUUUACCCCCUGAUUCCUGUUCGGUGUGUUCCCAAUAUUCUUAAAGUCGGGGCGCCAGAAUUCACAUACACACCCCUACGGUGAUUUUGCAGUGACAUCGGCGCCCGUUUCCUUAAAUACUUUGAAAGGAAAUUAGUAUAGCAUUUUAACACAUUAUGCACUGAUAUAGGGAAAAUUAACAGAAAUAGUUUGUUCAUCAUACUAUGGCUGUGAAGGAAAGCCCUCCUAUACCAUCUCAAAGCCAACGGGAAACUAUAUUAUUCUUUCCAUUUGUCAUUAUUUAUAAGACAGAGAGAGAGAUUGGGCACUGAAAGACAGAAAUACACAGAGACGGAGACAGACCUACAGACAAAGAAACAGAGAAAAGAGGACAGUCACGUGAAGACAGAAAAACACUGACAGAUAUAGGGAGGCCUGAGUCGACUUGAACACCAUUAGUUAUCACACCUUGUGAAUAUAUUUAUACAUAACUCUAUGACCCGAUCAGGGUUCGAACCUCUGUUGCCUGGGCUCACCACCUGGCGAACACAGCACUAUAUAGCCCCUUCACUAGCGAUCCUCUUAUAUAUAAAUAUAUAAUACUUAUAGUGAAACAAAAAAAUGUACACACCACCAUUAUUCAGUGGCAGGGAGAAUAUGUUCCGUACACUGAGAGUAUGUUUAGUCUUGGGAUAUGUUCAGCACUUAUAUACUCUUGUGGCCAAUUGGACUGUAAACAAUUGUGGAGGCCUUAAUAAACCUUGAUAAACAUUAAGCCCAAAACAGAAUCAACUAUUUUGUAUUAAUCAAUUAUUUUUUAUAAUAAAUGGAUUAGUUAUACAUAA